UUUAACAGAUCGACAAAGAAGCGCGAUAUGUCUAUCAAAGUGUUAUCCUUUUGUGUGGUGCUUACACUUGUUGUUGUGCUGGGCAGCGCGCAGCGUCAAUAUAAUCAGUUUCUGGACAAUGCCUACUAUAGGAAUUUGUAUUACACGAAUCGGGAUUUAUAUAAUCGCUACUAUGGCAGCGGCCUCAAGAACUAUAAUCCAGCAGUAGCCAGCGCACAAGCACGCACUGUGGCUGAGUCGAAUGAGCCCAAUACAGGCUCUGGAGCCUAUGCUUACAGCUAUGAGACUGAGAAUGGCAUUCAGGGCGAGGAGCGUGCCGUGCCGGUUCACUAUACCAAUGGCGUGCAGGAGCAAGUGGUCGAUGGCGCCUAUUCCUUCAUAACGCCAGAGGGUCUGCGCGUGACUGUGAAAUAUCAAGCUGAUGCUAAUGGUUAUCGUCCUGUGAUUACCUAUGAUGGCGUCAAUGCUGCCUUAUAUGCCAAUCAACCAGCUUCAGCUGGCGUUGUCCAUACACGGCAUUAGUCAAACAUAUACGAGUGCAUGUAUACUA
Messenger RNA from Drosophila busckii, 550 nucleotides. RefSeq names its product larval cuticle protein A2B (gene Cpr49Ad). Lineage: Eukaryota; Metazoa; Arthropoda; Insecta; Diptera; Drosophilidae. Gene Ontology annotation, cellular component: chitin-based extracellular matrix. The transcript has 3 exons. Bases 28 to 522 code for a protein of 164 amino acids. The record is from RefSeq and is a predicted model, not a curated record. Gene Ontology annotation, molecular function: structural constituent of chitin-based larval cuticle.